Molecule: messenger RNA, 1135 nt
Organism: Exophiala xenobiotica
Lineage: Eukaryota; Fungi; Ascomycota; Eurotiomycetes; Chaetothyriales; Herpotrichiellaceae
Exons: 2
Coding region: 104-1045 (313 amino acids)
Source: RefSeq, a predicted model, not a curated record
CGCCGCCCAAGACCUUGAAGUAGCAAGUCGCCAGGCACUCAUCAAAGCUGGCGGCCGUCCAGUGUGCUCGAUCCAAGAGCUGUCUGACAUCCGCGCGGCGCCAAUGGCCGGAUACGAAGCGGUUCUGUCGUGGCUCACCAACGAUCCAGACUCGGAAGACGGAGCUGCAGAUCUUCAGACGGUCUUCACGCGGCAGUUCAUGCAGUGGUGGGACUUUUGCAAAUCGCAAUGGGACAGCCGAGGACUGGGUGACAGCGAGGCGGGAUUCUCCGCGUUCCUCGACGCAAGCAGGCGCAGAUAUGACGCGAUAGGUUUCAAGGCGAUGGUAUCCGCCCCUUCGUUCAACGAGACCAUCCGGCGGCUAUGGCAAUUCAUGCCAGCAUCCCGACGACCACCUGAGGUCAAGAUACGUCUCGCGCCCCACCACUUCACCAAACCACUGCAGCUGAGGAAGGAUCCACAGAAGCAGACUGCGUGGACCAACUGGCUCGAGUAUCUCAGCUUCGAACUGAGGUGUUUAGAAAGGUUGACUGCCGCUGCAGAAUCUCUGGAACCGGCAUUCUACCAAUCCACGAGGAGGCUGCUCAGGGUAAAGCAGCCGAAUGGAAACAACGCUGCGAGCAGUUCGGCUGCUUUUGGUGCUCUGAAACCUCGACAGCGUCCUCUGGGUGGAAAAGGUGUCGACAUGGCCAAGGAGUUGGCGGCAGCUCGAGCUGACCUGGACGCGAGUCAAAAGUCGAUUGACAGCUUCAUUCGAGAGACGAGAGCAUACAGGCAGGCGUGCAGAGGCGCCUUCUACCAAAGGCAUCGAGUGGAUUGGGUCCUUAAGGAAGCACGUCUGAUGGAGACCGAGAUGGCCCUACAAAGCAAUUCAGCAAAGAGCAAGAAGAGGAAGCAACGGGAUGAGGAACCCCUCGAGGCACAACCGAAGAGCGCCAAACGGAGCGACGGCGUAAGAAUUGCAAGUCCAGGCGCAGCGCCGGCCACGCCUCAUCUUCGUCGGAACCCUCGCCGGAGUACGCGUCAGACAAACCCAAAAGCCUGAGCAGCCCUGGAACCGUGCGUUUGAGCCCAUCUACCGAUCGAGCACAAGGCAGCAGCAUACUUGCAAAGCAGAGAUCACCCAAUGUCUCGC